GGCCCAGUUAUUUUUGGAUUUUUUUAUAAAAUAAUAAACAUUAUACUUUUUGAUUUACCUACUUUAAUUGCUAAUCAAUUAUAAGGUUUAUGUCUUUUUUAAAUUAUUUAUGAGUUUCUAUCCCGACUGAACAACGCCAUGGUCACGUGGUACCUGAGACAAUUGUCAGCGCUGUUGUCACCACACCCAGUAGCUUACGCACACAUUUUAUUUAAUCAUUAUUAUUUUUGUAUUUGUGUUUUGUUCGAUAUAUUUUUUUUAUUUUGUAUGCUGCAACGAUUAUUGUUUAAAAUAUUAAAGGUUUUAAUAUUAUAUGCUUAGUGUCUACCUCAAUUAAUGAUCCUUCUGAGCAGCCAAGCGCCCUCUCUCGGAAGACUACCUAGGUGCUUCAAAAUUUCCGCCAAUGUAGCUUCCUUAACGGACAGAAAGCCAUCUUUCCUCCUGUAGUCGGUGUAACCGAACUCUCCUGACGUUUUGACAACCGUGGAAAAAGAUGUCACAUUACAACACCCGCAAAAAACGCAACUUGGAAAGUGUAGAGGGUGAAUGUGAAGCUCCAGCGAAAACAAUGAAGCCAAUAAAGCAAGAAAUGUUGAUGUGGCAGAACAGAGUAGACGUAUUACAAGAAAAGGUGAAUGAGUUGGAAGCCUUGAACACCGAGCUUCGGCAACAAGUAGUGGAGCUUUCAGCACAGAAAGUUGAUCCAAUUCCUGGUACAUCAGUGGCACAUGAAGAAACUGGUGCUGUUGACCUAUCUAGUGAUGCGAACACAUCAACUGAUGUGGAGUCAUCAGUCACAGAAGAAUCAUGUGAUGAAUCCUUUUCAAGUUCAAGUUCAGAGACUCAUCAGAGAAGAAAAACAAAGAAAAGCAAGAAGAAAGCAGAGAGCAGGAAACACAAGAAGAACAAGAAGAAGGGGAAAAAAGAUAAACAUGACAAGAUAAAACGAGCCAACAAUGUUCGUGAUGUCAUAAGGCGUUAUAAAAGGCUUUUGAAGCUGACAAAACGUGGAGCAACCAUGACAAAAGCAUUCCGAAAAGAAGGUGUGUCUCGGAAUGCAGUUGCCCAGCUCGCUCCCAUCGCAGAACUGUAUUUUGCUGACAGAGCACAAUUUAACAGCAUCACCUUCACUCCAGGAAAACUAGCGGAGUUUGCACAAAAGUGCAAAGAACACAUUAUAGGAGAUGUUCUAAGAAAGGUCCUAUCAAUGAAAGCGAAAGGUUCACUUUUGCCUUUUUGUCUAAAUAAGUGAUCUGUUAAAAAGCUUCUUAGCUAUGUUCGCUGUUUACUAUAAGUAUGUUUAAAAAGUAGAUAUCAUUAACAGUUAGUAUUAAUAACAUUGUUUGAACUGAAGGGAACAUAUUCUUACAAACCCUUUUUGUCAUUCUAGGCAGACCUUUUUGUUUCCAUGUUUGAUCCUCUCUCUAACCUGUUUUUUCAUGAGUCCACAUGAGUAUUCUCAUAUCUUUUGAUUUAAAAAUGUACACAUCACCAUUUCAUUGGAUGUUAUCCUUUUUGACAAGGUCAUUAAAAGGAGUUGAUUGGACAAACAAA
Molecule: messenger RNA, 1554 nt
Organism: Paramisgurnus dabryanus
Lineage: Eukaryota; Metazoa; Chordata; Actinopteri; Cypriniformes; Cobitidae
Cellular component (GO): nucleoplasm
Source: RefSeq, a predicted model, not a curated record